GUACAGGGAUGACAGAAGAGGGAGAGGAUACAGAGGUCAAGGUCACUGGGGUCGAGGAGGUCAAAGGAGAUAUAAUGAUAAUGAUAGAGGUCAUCCAGAAAUGGAAGAAGACAGAUAUGAAGCACAUGAUCCGGGACAGGGUUACCGGGGAAAUAGAGGAAGGGGAAGAGGAGGUAGACGUGGGGGAUCAGGCCGAGGACAUAGAGGUUAUGCUGAAGACAGGAGAGAUGAGAGACCAGGUGGAUCUGGACGAGGUGGUAAGGAAAGGCCUCCGCCAGGGCUGAAGGGGAGGGAGAUUGGCAUGUGGUAUGCUAGAAGAAGCAGAGCAAAUGCUGAACAGAGGGAGAAAGAUCAGCGCCCAGAAGUGAAGAUGGUUCAACAUCAGGAGCAAAAUAUUCGUCAGUUGCUACAUGACAUAAAGUCUAGUAGAGAUUGUCCACCUCAGCCUAGCAGAUCUGGUGCUGAACUACCUCCAGAGAGUGAAGAAAUGGAUUGGUUUGAUGAAGACAAAAAGUUCAAAAAGGAAUUUUGUGAUGAGUACGAUGGCCAAGAAGCUGAAGAAAGAACUUCAAAUCGAAAUGUCAAAAGAGAACCUGAAAGUACAGAGCUACCUGUCAAAAUAGAAACUGGAACAGCUGACCUAAAUAUUAAAACAGAAGCUGGAACUGCUGAUCUAAAUAUUGAAACAGAAGCUGGUACAUCUAAUCCAAAUAUUAAAACAGAAGGUAGAGCAGCUGAUUCCGUACUGGAGCCAGUUAUUGAAAUACUGGAUGAUGAGGAUGAUGAAUUACCAGCAAUAACGGAGAUGAUGAAGUUCAAUGAGGAGGAGGAUUAUAUGAUAAAAGAUGAUGAAGAAGUUAUAAUAAUCCCUGAUUCACCAGAUAGAGAUCAGCAGGAUCUGGACAGGCAGUUAUCAGAGAACUUCAAUCAGAAACAGGAAAAUCUCGCUUAUCAGCGCAUGCAGAAGUUCAGACAAAAACUGCCAUCAUAUAAUGAUAGACGAAAAAUUGUAAAUAUGAUACAUGCAAAUCAAGUUGUGGUACUGAGUGGAGAAACAGGCUGUGGAAAAACUACCCAAGUACCACAGUAUAUCCUGGAUGAUUUUAUAGAGCAGGAUAGGGGGUCACAGUGUAGAAUUAUCUGUACACAGCCUAGACGUAUAAGUGCAAUAUCGGUAGCUGAAAGAGUAGCUGCAGAAAGGGCAGAAGCAUGUGGGAAUGGGAACUCUGUUGGAUAUAUGAUUCGUCUUGACAAUAAGCUCCCCAGAAAUGAUGGGUCUAUACUUUAUUGUACAACUGGUAUUUUGUUGAAAGUGCUCGAGAGUGAUCCGUUAUUACAUAAAGCCACACAUAUCAUACUAGAUGAGAUACACGAGCGUGAUCUGUUGUCCGAUUUUCUCAUCAUCAUUCUGAGGGAUAUCCUACAGAGACGUCCAGAUCUCAAGCUGAUACUCAUGAGUGCUACACUCAAUGCUGAGGCAUUCUCAAAAUACUUCUAUGAUUGCCCAAUGAUCAAUGUGCCAGGAUUUACCUACCCUGUGAAGGAGUAUCUUCUGGAAGAUGUCAUUGAACUCCUCAGGUAUGAAGUUCCAGACAAAAUGUUGAAGAGAAGAUCCAGAAAGCGCAGAGAGUUCAAUAAGGCCAUGGAGGAGGAAGAAAUGAGAGAGGCAUGGCUACGUAACCUGGAAGGCGGAAUCAACACAAACAUGAGAUGCUCAAGAGGUACUCUGGAGGCAUUGAGAUGUAUGGACAUGACGAAAAUAGAUCUGGAAUUAAUUAAACAGCUUAUAAAAUACAUUGUCACUUCUAAAGAUGAUGGGGCAAUUCUUGUGUUCCUACCAGGGUGGACAGAUAUCAGUGAACUGCAUAAGAUGUUGACAAGGGAUACAUUUUUCAGCCCCUCUGCUUUUCGAUUGAUACCAUUGCAUUCAAUGAUGCCGACCAUGAACCAGCGUGAAGUGUUUGACAGACCUCCAGAGGGAGUAAGAAAAAUUGUCAUAGCAACAAAUAUAGCUGAAACAAGCAUAACAAUAGAUGAUGUAGUGUAUGUGAUAGAUUGUGGAAGGAUCAAGGUGAAGGGUUUUACACCAGAGAAUAACCUAGCCACGCUUGAUGCUGAAAUGGUUUCACGUGCCAAUGCCCGACAGAGACGCGGUAGAGCAGGAAGAGUGCAACCAGGUGAAUGCUACCAUCUGUAUACCAGUCUACAGGAAUCUCUCAUGUUAGAUUAUCUACCUCCAGAAAUAUUGAGAACCAGACUGGAAGAGUUGUGUCUACAAAUCAAAUAUCUGAAAUUGGGAGAGAUUAUGCCAUUUGUAAAGAAAGCCAUGCAACCUCCAUCCCUGGCAGCAUUAAUGUCGGCCAUUGUCAAUCUUCAAAACCUUAAUGCCUUAGACAGUAGAGAAAAUCUUCUGCCCCUUGGUAAACAUUUGGCUCGAAUGCCUUUAGAUCCACACACUGGCAAGAUGAUCCUGUUUGGGGCGAUGUUUGGUUGUUUGGAUCCUAUACUCACCAUUGCAGCUAGUCUCAACUUCAAAGAUCCUUUCUUUAUUCCACUGGGUAAAGAAGCAUUGGCAGACAAGUCAAGAAUAGAACUAGCUCAGGGAUCGUGUAGUGAUCAUCUGUUAUUGGUGAAGGCAUUCCAGCGCUGGGAGAGAGCCAAACAACGUGGUACCAAUAGACAACUGUGCUAUGACUACUUCAUGUCAGAAUCAACACUUUGG
Molecule: messenger RNA, 2722 nt
Organism: Mercenaria mercenaria
Lineage: Eukaryota; Metazoa; Mollusca; Bivalvia; Venerida; Veneridae
Product: ATP-dependent DNA/RNA helicase DHX36-like
Exons: 20
Cellular component (GO): nucleus; cytoplasm; intracellular anatomical structure
Molecular function (GO): ATP binding; DNA helicase activity; G-quadruplex RNA binding
Source: RefSeq, a predicted model, not a curated record